Phalaenopsis equestris is the source of this 1978-nucleotide messenger RNA. RefSeq lists its product as uncharacterized. Lineage: Eukaryota; Viridiplantae; Streptophyta; Magnoliopsida; Asparagales; Orchidaceae. Bases 71 to 1774 code for a protein of 567 amino acids. The transcript has 3 exons. Gene Ontology annotation, biological process: ubiquitin-dependent protein catabolic process; protein polyubiquitination; positive regulation of proteasomal ubiquitin-dependent protein catabolic process. Gene Ontology annotation, cellular component: ubiquitin ligase complex; cytoplasm. Gene Ontology annotation, molecular function: zinc ion binding; nucleic acid binding; ubiquitin conjugating enzyme binding. The record is from RefSeq and is a predicted model, not a curated record.
AAAAACAAAAACUGCCUCGCAUACGACGACACUGCGGUUUCAAGUUUGGGGUUCGAACUCUCUCUUGCUCAUGGACGUGAUCGCCGAAUUUGAUCUCCUCGUCGCGAACCAGCACCGGGAGCUAAUGGCUGCGAGCGCCGCCGAGGCCGACCUUGACCUCGCCUUCCAUCUACAAAUGGAAGAAGCCCUUGCUGCUUCCUUCGUCGCCUCCCUUCCCCCUUCCUGUUCUUCUUCUUUUCCAGACGUCGCCGGCCCCUCGUCUUCCUCCGCUUCUUCCAUCAAAGCCGACCUUUCCCACGCCCUCGACCUCCAAUCCCUCGAGCUCGACCAUUACCAACUGGAACGACGCGACGCCGAGCUUUGCCGCACCGAAAGGUGUCGCGUGGCUGAGGACCUUCGCUAUCGCGUACAUGACGAGCAAUUCGCGCGCGAGAUCCAGGAUAUGUCAGACGAUGAUUGGGAUGAAUGUGGCGACUGCUUCGAGCGACCGAUUGAGCUCAUCAGUACCCAAGAGGAGCUGCCCUUUCGACUCUACUUCAAGGGUUUGGCGAGGGCGGAGCGCGUGACUGGUACGUCGGUGAGCUUCGCUGGGAUUGCUGUCGCCGUAUGUGAUCCGAGUGGUGAGUUAUUGCUCAAGAUCCAGAAGCCAGUGCAUGCGGAGGAGACCAAUCGAGAAGUGCUUGAUGCGAAGGCUCUAAUAGAAGGGCUCAAUGCAGUUGUUGAGUUGGGGAUUAAGAAUGUGAACGUCUAUUUUGAAUUCAUGCCCCUUCUCAAUCACGUUAUAGGGAAAUGGAGAGCAAAGCAACAGAAAAUUGUGAAUUUAAUUGAUCAGGUGCAACUACUGCGAAGAAAGCUUCAUAGAUGUCAAAUGUUCCUGCUUCCAAGAAGGAAUGUCAAAUUUGUUUUUGAACUGGUCAGGGAUGUGAUAGAUUCUCAGGUCAAAAAAGGUAACGAUUUGAUUCAGGUGAAGACAAACAACAAUCUGACCGAAACCUGCAACAUCUGCCUAGAGAUUACAGACUGUUCUCAAAUUUUUACUAUUGUUGGAUGUGGACAUAAAUUCUGUUAUUCCUGUAUGAGGCAGCAUGUGGAAGUUAAGUUACUUCAUGGAAUGCUCCCUAACUGCCCCCAGUUGGACUGCAAUAUUAGGCUGGAAGUUGAAAGUUCCAGGAAGUUCUUACCUCCACGACUCCUCAUGAUCAUGAGCCAACGAAUUAAGGAGGCAUCAAUUCCUCCAAAUGAUAAAGUUUAUUGUCCUUAUCCAAGGUGCUCAGCUCUGAUGUCAAAAAGUGAAACAAUCUUCCCCCUGUAUGGCUCUGCUAAACAGAAAAUAUCUGACAAUGCUGGACUUAGAAAAUGUGUUAAAUGCAGUGGAUAUUUCUGUAUCAAUUGUAGAGUCCCUUGGCAUGAAAGAAUGUCAUGUUCUGACUAUAAAACAUUAAAUCCGCUCCAACGUCCUGAUGAUCUCAGGUUACAUUCGCUCGCAAGGCAAAAAUUGUGGCGCCAAUGUGUGAAGUGUAAACAUAUGAUUGAACUAUCUGAAGGAUGCUAUCAUAUAACUUGCAGGUGUGGGUAUGAGUUUUGCUAUAGUUGUGGUGCAGAAUGGAAAGACAAGAAGGCGACAUGUUCUUGCCCACUGUGGGAUGAGCAUUACGUUUGGUACGAUGAUAACACAGAAGAGUCGUCAGAAGAUGAUUAUUAUGAUAAUGAUGAAUUUUAUGAUGAUGAUGAUGCAUAUGAUGAUGAUGAUGAUGAUGAUGAUAUUCAAAUGUGAGGUGAAAGCUUUCUUUUUUUCUUAUUUGUAUGAACUCUUAGCCUUCUAAGCUUUGUUUUUGUCUCUAAACUUUCUGUAAAUAUUGCCUGGAAAGAGAUCUUGAACGCUUCAGAAAAUCAGACUAUGCUAUGUGUGAGUUUUUUCUCAGUUAUUUAUAUUGCAACGCACUGAGUUUAGUUCUUGGAAUCAGGUUAUGUUGUUUUA